Messenger RNA from Drosophila busckii, 1486 nucleotides. Its product is annotated as altered inheritance of mitochondria protein 3-1-like. The record is from RefSeq and is a predicted model, not a curated record. NCBI's taxonomy places the organism in Eukaryota, Metazoa, Arthropoda, Insecta, Diptera, Drosophilidae. The transcript has 2 exons. Bases 86 to 1486 code for a protein of 466 amino acids.
GCAACAAGCUGAUGAAAAUUCGACUUGCAUUUGUAAGUGCGUAAGGUCUAAAUAAUUUAUUGAAUUAACAUUAUACAUAUUAAAAAUGGGAGGCUCAAGCGACACUUCCUAUGAUGAGUUUUAUGCCAGGUUGAACAGCUCAGACAAUCCACGUAAUCUGCGCCAGAUUUUUGAGGAGGACUGCCACUAUGCAGUACGCAGGGAGUCCGCCAAUUUGAGCUAUAGUCCGCCGCCGCAGCCACUAUAUAACCGCCAACCACAGCCGGCAUAUUACCCCCAACCACAGCCGGCAUAUAACCAUCAACUACAGAGCGCGUUUUACCCCCAACAACAGCCGGCAUAUUACCCCCAACAACAACCGGUAUACAACCACCAACCACAGCCGGGAUAUUACCCUCAACCACAGCCGCUAUAUUACCCCCAACCACAGCCGGUAUAUAACCACCAAGCACAGACGCUAUAUAACCACCAAGCACAGCCGGUAUAUAACCACCAAGCACCGCCGGGUUAUAACCAUCAAGCACCGCCGGUGUAUAACCACCAACCACAGCCGGUUUAUAACCACCAAGCACAGUCGGUAUAUAACCUCCAAGCACAGCCGGUAUAUAGCCACCAACCACAGUCGGUAUAUAAACUAACACCACAGCGUAGCAGUAUGCAGGAGAGCAUAACAAUGGAAACUUGGAGCACUGUCAUUACCAAAGUGACCACUGGCUUUAAUGGCAACGACAAUGUGGAACGCUCGGGUGUGGCACAUGCCGGCGCCGCCAACAGUGUGUCGGACAGUGAGAGCGUAUCGACGCCCUCGACACAGGAGGUCGCCAACGCGAUGGACAAAUCGCACCAGCAGCCUGAAGCCAACCAAACGGUGGUGCCACUGGACAACAGCACCUCAGAGAAACCACUUGCAGUACAAGAGCAAGCCAUUUUUGCAUUAACCAAGGUUGUGGUUAAUUGCCCUGUUGACGUGGAGCACGGUAUAGACGAGAAAGCGGAUACCAUACCGCAAACUAUGUGCCCUUUGUCCAUUAGCAGCCCCAAGACCUCGCAGCUAAACAGUGCAGAUAACACAGUCUCUUCGACCACGGACUUGGCAGACAGCGAAGAUGAGUUGCUCGAACUGGAACAAAAGGUGCUCAAUUUCAAAAAGGAGAAUCGCGCACUGAUCAAAAACAUCAAGCUAAAGGAGCAGGAGAUUGAAGACUUACGUGCCACUACCAACGCGCGCUGCGAACAGCUCCGCGGCGAGUAUAAUGAGCUGAAAAAACAGAAUACAGACCUGCUGGCCUCCAUGACAGCACAGCGCACGGCUAACUUUACCAUCAAUGGCUGCGGCGAUUGCCCACAGUAUUUAAACAAACUUAAUCUGUUGGAGUACCGCAUUGCGGCAUUACAGCGCUCACUCAUUGGAUAUGCUAUGAAUGGCAAUACGACUGCCGUAGCAGCGCUACCUCCAGAGUGGCGACAAGCAUGCCCAAUACUAUGA